AUGCGUUUUCAGGAGGAUUUAAACGGUCUUGGUCGCGUUUUGAUUGCACUAGCGUUGGGUUCGAAUGCGGCACGUCGAGAAAAUAUCAACAAUAGCAUGAAUUUCAUUUCACAGCAAUGUACUACUGAUUUGAAAAACAUUAUCACGCUUCUGCUGCAAGCAUCAAUACAGCGGCCGCGUUCAAUCAACGAAGUGAUGCCGAUGAUUGGGGCUCGGUUUUAUGCCCAGUUGGAAACAACUCAAAUGAAGAAUGAUUUGCUGGAGAAUGAGCUAUCCAAAGAAUUGGAGAAUGGGCGUCUGUUUCGAUUGCUGUGUAAAUUGAACACAAUCACUGAACGAGCAGAGUUCCAAAUGGAUGUGUCGUGGAGUGAAACGGGAGAUCGGUAUUUGCUCAAAUUGUUUCGUGACUAUUUAUUCCAUCAAGUCAGUGAGACUGGAAAACCAUGGAUCGACAUGGCACACAUCGUCACUUCACUGAAUAAGGUUUAUCAAAACUCAUGCUCUCUGUAUAGUUAG
This is a messenger RNA of Gongylonema pulchrum, 516 nucleotides long. The record is from the annotation of a GenBank genome assembly. NCBI's taxonomy places the organism in Eukaryota, Metazoa, Nematoda, Chromadorea, Rhabditida, Gongylonematidae.